This is a messenger RNA of Emiliania huxleyi CCMP1516, 1723 nucleotides long. Its product is annotated as Queuine-tRNA ribosyltransferase. Bases 152 to 1468 code for a protein of 438 amino acids. The record is from RefSeq and is a predicted model, not a curated record. Gene Ontology annotation, biological process: tRNA modification. Gene Ontology annotation, molecular function: pentosyltransferase activity. Lineage: Eukaryota; Haptophyta; Isochrysidales; Noelaerhabdaceae. The transcript has 4 exons.
CACAGGGGCACUCACUCACAGCAACGCCGCCAGCAGCGCGACGCGCUCGGCCUGCUGAGAGAAGACCUUCCCGGACGGCAGUACCUCGAGAGAGAGAGAGAGAGAGAGAGAGUGUGUGUGUGUGUGUCACCCAAGGCUGCGACGACUGUUUAUGCGCCUGCGCCAUGCUCGCCGGCUUCAUCUCGCCACCGCCUUCCCAGAGUGGCGGCCUCUCGACUUCUUCCACCACGAAAUCCUCCACGCCUCACGCAAGGAGGGCUCGCGGGCGCGCGUCGGCCGGCUACACACGCCGCACGGCACCGUGGAGACGCCCGGCUUUGUCGUCGUUGGAACCAACGGUGCGGUGAAGUUCGUCGACCAUCAUGCCGCCGAUGCAGCCGGCAUGGAGCUGAUGUUUAGCAACACCCUCCACCUAGAGGUGCACCCGGGCCCCGCCGCGGUUGAGGCGGCGGGCGGGCUGCACAAGUUUAUCGGCCGUGAGUCGCGCCCGCUCAUCACAGACAGCGGCGGCUUCCAAAUCUUCUCAUUCGCGCACAGAGGGCAGCGGGCAAUGCCGGGCGCUGAGGAGGCGAAGGAGGACGGCGAGGACGGCGGCGCCUCGCUCAAGUCGUCGCGUCCAUUCCCUGCGCGCCACAAGUACGAGGUCGCCGCGGCGAGCAGCAGGGACGGCCCUCCGCCGCCUCCACGCGUGCGCGUGAGCGAGGACGGCGCCAGCUUCCGCUCGUACCGCGACGGCCGGAUGCUGCACCUGUCGCCAGAGUCGACGGUCCGCUCUCAAAAGGCGCUGGGCGCAGACAUCAUCAUUCCGCUCGACGACCUCCCCGGCGCUGCGACCGCCGCGACGUCGCGCUCGAGGCUGGGGCACCGUCCACGACCCUCCGUGGCGCGAACGCACCGCUGGGAGGCACGCAGCCUGCGCGAGCAUCUGGGCGACGUGCGGCAGCAGGCCACGUCCCCGACACUGCCAUGGGGGGCGCGUAGGCGGCUCCGCUCGCUGUCGGUGGCGACACUGGCGCGGUGGCCCUUCGACGGCUUCUGCGUGGGGGGCUCGCUGGGUCGCGACCGGAGCGAGCUGGCUGCGCUGCUGCGGUACGUGAUGCCGCUUCUGCCGCGCGAGCGCCCAAACCACUUGCUCGGCAUCGGCGACGUCGAGUCGAUCCAGGUGGGGGUGCGGCUCGGGGUUGACACCUUCGACAGCUGCUGGCCGACGCGGCUCGGGCGGCACGGCACCGCGCUCACGCGCCACGGCAGCCUCAAGGUGGGCCAGGCGCGCUACCGCGACGACUACGGCCCGCUCGACGCUUCGUGCGAUGGCUUCGUCAGCAGACACCACUCCCGCGCCUAUCUGCACCACUUGUGGCGCGCAAAGGAGCCGGCCGUCCACGGGCUCCUCACGCUGCACAACAUAAAGUUCAUGGCCGACCUGAUGGCAGACAUGCGCGCGAAGAUCUGGCGCGACGAGCUCUAGUGCUUGCUUCGAGGAGACACUUUCGUCACUCACUCUGGCUGCCGGCGUGCCGCCUUCCUCGAGCGCAGUGACCACACAGUGUCCUCUCGGUUGCUCGGCAGUUCGGGGAGACACCGCUCACACCGCGGGGUCGCGCUCUCGCGACACCGAAGAGCGAGCGGCACACACAGCAAUUACCGUCAGCGGUUUGUUAUAGCGGAGCGUUUUCGCAGAGUACGUGAUCGAUAUCUUGUUGGUUUUCAAAAUCUCUCUCUC